AAAAAAGGCCACCUUCUCAACGCAGAACGAAAGCCAGAUCCCCCAAAAAUGACAGAUCUUACACCUGUUUUCCGUGAGAUCCUGUCUCGUAAACCCAGAUCCACAGAGUCUGCACCGACUGCAGCAGAAUCCCCAUCUAAUGUCGCAUUCAAGUCUGCGCCAGGAGGAGCUCGUGUACAUUUACCCUCCGCGGAGACAGCAGAUGAGUUUCUGAAGGAGGCAUAUCGAAUUAACUCCCACAUCAAUUCCCUCCUCUCCUACCUCCAUUCAAUCCGGCAUUCGUACCUCUCCAUAACCCGCCCAAAAUCCUACCACCGUCGCGGAACAUCGACAGGAUCAGGCUCUAUAUCAUCCCUCCACGGAGGGCACGGACACGGUCACGGAAAUGUAAAUGUAAACGUCCAACCAAAACAACACCUAACCGACCAAGAGCGCGACUCAAUCGACUCCUCCACCGCCCUUCUCCUCCGCGACCUCUCCUCCUCCAUCGAGACCCUCUCCUCCGCCGAGUCGCUCCGGCAGGAGACGGAAGCGACCCUCCUCCGCAAAAAAUACGGGUACACGAAGAACCUGCUGUGGCGGUGGGCUGGGGGGGCGGGUGCGUCGUCGUCAACAUCUCCGAGGGCGACUCCCGAGCAGGUGCAGGAUGAGGAGGUUGCGAGGACGAUAAGUACGUUCCGGGAGGGGGUGGUGUGGUUUUUGCGGAGGGGGUUGGAGAGGGCAAUGAAGCUGCAGGGGGGGAUGGUGGAGAGGAGGAUUGAGAGGGCUAGGGAGAGGGAGAAGAGUGUUUUGUAUAUGAAUCGGGGGGGCUCUGCUGGGGAUUUUUAUGGUGGUUCUGCUGCUACUACCGCUACUGCCACCACUUUGAGUGCUGCUGCUGCUGCUACCGAUUCAGCAUUGAGUCGGGGCGACAUUGCGAAUAUCGAAUCGCAACUUUCUCCCGAACAGCUACAGCUGUUUGCCGAGGAGAAUGAUAUCAUGUUGAGGCAGUAUGAGGAUACCUUGGGUAAAGUGCAGAAUGCCGAAAAAUCACUUCUGGAAAUCGCCUCCCUCCAACAGACCCUAGUCGCCCAUCUAGCCACCCAAGAAGACUAUAUUGGACAGCUCGUUGCCGAUGCAGUGACCAUGGAGACUAAUAUCAGUCGGGGGAAUAAGGAGCUGCGGCGCGCGUCGGAGAGACGGAGUACUGCGCAGGCUGUCUUUUGGGGGACAGUGGGAUUGUGUACGUGGUUGGUGUUUUGGGAUCUUGUUUUUUAGGGCUAUUUCGGAGCAUUUUAUUUUAUUGUGGACAGUGCAUGAGUCCGAGUCCGUUCUGGUAUCUUGAACCCUGGUAAACUCAACUGCCAUUACUUGCCUCGGG
Molecule: messenger RNA, 1360 nt
Organism: Monascus purpureus
Lineage: Eukaryota; Fungi; Ascomycota; Eurotiomycetes; Eurotiales; Aspergillaceae
Source: the annotation of a GenBank genome assembly